UGAAAAGGGUCCAUACCUGCCAUGCGAUACGGAGUGCUCGCGCAAGCCAACAUGCCGACUGCCCAAAGAUGGCGCCACUGCGUAGCGAUAUGGCGGCGUAUAUGAAGAAACGGUCUACAGAGGAACACUAUUUGGCCACGCGCUCUCGUGCCCCGCAAUAUCUUGUGCCCCAGUGUACGUAACAAUGGAACAAGCCCGAUGUAUUUGCACCUGCUGCUGCGGAAUCGGCGGUAGACAUAUGGAACGGCUGUCGCCGACGAUAACGAAGCACUCGCCGCGUUGCGAACCUCAUGGUGCGACAAGUGUUCGGCAUUGAACGCGAUUGUGGGUGCAGGGCUCAUUUUAUCUCUCGUUGACGUUACUCUAGCCGAAGUGUACGUGACCUCUAAGUAGCGAUAAGCUCGGUAAAAAAAAGCCACCGCACUCUUGUAUGGGCGUAGGAUUCGUGCCUGAAGACACCGCCAUGCCGGAUCACGGACCGGGACGGGUGCACCGUUUUCGCGACCACGUCGUCUCCGGCGUCAACUGGCGACCGACCCGGUUCCUCGACGAGGUUCCCAGUUCACGUGUAUGCAGCCUCUGCCGCAUGAUCCCAAAACGGACGGUGCUGUUGCCGUGCGGUCACGCUCUGUGCCAAUCUUGCCACGCAGCCAGUCUCGAAGGCGGCGUUGGGCGGUGUCCGUUGGAUCGAGAGCCAUUCGAAGAAGAGGAGUGCGUCGGUUAUGUAUUCCCUACCAGGAAAGCAAACGCCGUGAUGGUGUACUGCUGGAACGAAGCGCACGGCUGCGAGUACACGGGCACCAUGGACCGCAUGCUGCAGCACUACGAGAACGAAUGCACAUUUCACACCGUGGACUGUUUGCGAUGCGGCGAGAAAGUCCAGCACAAAGACCUACCAACGCACUACGCGGCCGGAUGCAGGGCCGGUGUUCCUUCCGCGAUCACAGAGUCCUCGGAGCAUACAGCACUGACCCUUGCAGGCGUGAAGGCCAUGUUGGGAUGCCUCAAUCACGACCAGCUGCUGCCAGUGAUUCAGAGUCAGUUGAAUAAUCUUACAGAACAAGUCAGAAACCAGGAAGCCAGGUUCGCCGAGAUUACUCGCGAGCUCGGAGUAUGCGAGCAUAAUUUAAAGGGUGAGACGGCUCAAAUGACCCCCACGAUUUCAUCGAACGUGUCGCACCAGCGGACGUCUCAGCAAAAUCCAUUGGAGCAAGCGAGCACGUCGAGGUCGCUGUCGUUGCGCUCGGAACAAGAUCUGAUACUUCGAAAGUUGGAACACUUAGCCCACCUGGAACACUCGCGGAAAACUUCCCCGAAGCCUGAUUCCAGCUCUGUCAUUGCUCAUUGUGAGACUUUGUACGGUGACGUUCGGCAUUUGACCAGUGCGCUGUCGACACCCGAGCGGAUGAAAAAAAUUGGGUGGGCGAGUUAUCUGCUGACCCUAGAAAACUGUGAGGAAAUCAUUCAGUGUCAUGGACACGUGAAAAAGUUUGCUGACAUUAUGGUGUGGCACAUGAGGGACACGUACUUUACGAUUGCCGCUUCGAAGUACGGCGCUACUUGUGCAUCUACCCUCGUUGUGGAGAUCGAGUUUAACGGCAUGCUCGUGGACUCUCACUGUUGGCCGCCUUUCUGGAGCGUGUACGCGGUGGAUAAAGUAACUUCCAAUGAACGUUCGUUGGCUUCCUGUGCCAGCCAAUGUUGCUGCAACCGCGAUGAUCCCUCAUUGCUACACUUCCACCUCCAAUUUCAUAUAGACAUUGCCUGGCUGAAAAAUGAAGGCUGCCUACGAGACGGAAAGGUAGCGUUCCGUAUCUCGCUCAGCGAUAAAGAUAUAGAAGAUAGGAUCAGAGGGGUACCCUAACGUUCGUCAUCGCACAAUGUGUAUUGCACUGGAGAAUCCUCCUUGCCCCUUCCCCAUAUCUGCCACAGGAGCUUAAGGAAUUUUUGAUCUCCUUGGUCUUAAAUAAAGUGGGCUCUGGGAAAUUUCUUUUUUUUAUAUUUGCUAUCCUUUGUAGCUGUCAAACUAUUGUUUUCUGACUUUCUUGGCUGUUUGUCUUGUUUAUUUCUUGUGCAAAUACAGUUUUUGUUCCUAAA
Molecule: messenger RNA, 2097 nt
Organism: Dermacentor andersoni
Lineage: Eukaryota; Metazoa; Arthropoda; Arachnida; Ixodida; Ixodidae
Source: RefSeq, a predicted model, not a curated record